UGGUAACUAAUAUCUGAUACCCGACUUUCUUUUGUCAAGCGGUGGAGGCACUACGACGACCCGGCGAACCCCGGUAGCUAGUGUGUGUACUCUUUGAAGUUUUGACAAGUCUGGACACACCUGACAAAUGGCGGGCCAUGGAGAACAACGGGACCGUGGAGGCGAGUAUUGGGAGUACGGUGGCGAUCGUGGGUAUGAACGGGGUCCUCGACGAGGACCGCCAACCUCUGCUUUAACUGUGAUGAACCGGGGCACUAUGCUAAUCAGUUUCCUCGUCCACGUCGAUAUCCCAGCCAGAGGCCGGCUUCGUCUUCAGACUCUGGACGUGGGAGAUCCAUGUCACCACGCCGAUACGACCACGAGUACUCGGAAGCGGUCAGCGUCGAGUGACUCCCUUCAUUUGAAGGUUGCCGAGAUCGACAAGAGUGUUGCAGCGGUCUGUCAAUAUGUUGAAGUGGAACAACAGAAGAAGGCAGUGAAGGAACGGAGGAAAGCUGAGAAGGAUGCAGAGGAGCGCGCUAUGGCAGAGCAGGGUGAGUUGGCCCUCAAGAAGGAGGAGGAGGAGAAGGUGCGGAAGGCUAUGGAACGACUCGAGGAGAUGAACAAGAAUGUUGACAUAAGGUUUGUUGUACGAAUUGGGGAAUUACGUGAGGACGUACGGGACCACAUGCGACAUGAAAUUUGUGAAGCUUUCAGCGAACUUUGUGCCGCGAUGGCCAAGGGCAAGCAGGAGGUUGCUUACCAGCAGGAAGUUGGUUCGGAGAGCAGCGCAAGCAGCAGUGAGAACGAGGAAUUAGGUGCUCGCACUCGCAACUUGAGCAUCUCAGAGAAACCAAAACAUGGACCGGAGCCAGUCUUCGAGGUUAGUCCUCCUAUGGAAUUGCCUGCGAAACGUACGCUGCAGGGAGCGGUAGAACCGGUCAAACUGACUACAGGACUGACACGAUCCAGGGCCCGCGGCAAAACCAAGACCCCGAUACCGAAGAAGACCCCUCUGUUGAUACGGAAGAAGAUCCCCGCAUCCAUUGGCGCUGGCGGGGGACUGAAGUUGGAGAGACAAGUGAUGCACGACCUGAAGAACUUGGAUGCCCUUGUUCUGCAGAAUAUCUGCAAAGACGAAGGAAUCGCCUAUAACGGCAAGUUCAAGGUGAUUUUUGACAUUGCCGCACAUCGCACUCGGGUGGCCUACGGGUCGGAUGUGGAGACCGAUGAGGAUCCUUCCCAAGGAGGUAAUACUGUUGAGAUCGCAUCAGGCGAAGAAGGUAAGCAGGAAGGGGGGUGACGCGCUUUCAGUAUUGCUGACCUUUGGGGUAUAGUCGGCUCACUUAGGAAGCUCAAAUUUGUGAUUGGAGGUGUUGAUGGACUACGUUAAAGAUGUA
Messenger RNA from Chara braunii, 1379 nucleotides. The record is from the annotation of a GenBank genome assembly. NCBI's taxonomy places the organism in Eukaryota, Viridiplantae, Streptophyta, Charophyceae, Charales, Characeae.